AUGCGUUCACACAACACUCUGCAUUAUUCAUUUUACCGGCACAGCAUUAUAUUUGUAUUCAACAGCGGCGAGUCCAUCAAUCAGCGUGCAGCUGAUAAGUUAUACUCGACAAUUUUAGCUCAAUCUGAAGAUGCGGCCUGGACUGAAAUUCUGCAGUUGGAAAGAUCUUUCAGAGGUGAACACGCGUUAACAGUGUUGCACGUUUGGAUGGUGCUUUAUCGGUUGCGAAACGAAGAUGAGAAGGGCAGACAACUUAGUCAGGUGUUGUAUGACUCAUUCCAGGAUGAUUUAGAACAACGUAUUAGAGCGGAAGGUUUGAGAGUCGGCAUCAAUAUUUGGCUCAAAAAAAUGGAACAGACAUUUUAUGGGAAUUCGGUGUGGAAAAUAUACAUAUACUUUCACACACCAAAUCUAAAAUUAAAACUAGCUUGCUUUAUGUAUUUUUCGAAAUCUCAACUAUCAAAUCAUGGGAAUCAAGGUCAACUUGCCGAAGCACUCUAUCGAAAUAUCUUUCAAAGUCAAGGUGAACAGGACCGCUCUAUACUUCUUGAGCGGUAUGUGCGAAGAGAGCUCAAUUGCCUUGGCCUGACCGACGCGAUAGCUCUGUUUCAGGGAAGGAUACGGUUUUCAGCAUUAUUUUAA
Messenger RNA from Micromonas pusilla CCMP1545, 642 nucleotides. Its product is annotated as ubiquinol cytochrome c reductase. The transcript has 2 exons. Lineage: Eukaryota; Viridiplantae; Chlorophyta; Mamiellophyceae; Mamiellales; Mamiellaceae. Gene Ontology annotation, cellular component: mitochondrion. Gene Ontology annotation, biological process: mitochondrial respiratory chain complex III assembly. The record is from RefSeq and is a predicted model, not a curated record. Bases 1 to 642 code for a protein of 213 amino acids.